This is a messenger RNA of Orussus abietinus, 887 nucleotides long. RefSeq lists its product as uncharacterized. The coding region runs from base 143 to 796 and encodes 217 amino acids. Lineage: Eukaryota; Metazoa; Arthropoda; Insecta; Hymenoptera; Orussidae. The record is from RefSeq and is a predicted model, not a curated record. Gene Ontology annotation, cellular component: mitochondrion. Gene Ontology annotation, biological process: mitochondrial respiratory chain complex I assembly. The transcript is spliced from 4 exons.
ACCAGGAGACAGCACAGGACGUGAUCGCGCGACCCUGCCCGUGAACAAUCUCCCAACUCAUUUAUAUUUUAGCAUGCCGAAGCCGACGAUGCGGUCGAUUUUAACGCUUCAAAAAGUAUGAUUAAUGUAAAAGUGUAGAAUAAUGGCUUUAUUUAAAACAUCAGGCCAAAUUCCAGAGGAUGCAGUAAAGUUGACAUAUGAUGAAGCAUUAAAGUACCAAUGGGAACAAAUUACGAAUUGGAAACCACGGAAAGACGUAUGGGCUUUUCGUUAUGGGAUUCAUAUUCUAUCAGGAACUACUGCAAUGACUGGUAUGUACAUUAAUAAAUAUUAUCGACAAAAGUUAAAACUACGAACUCAGGGAUAUGUUUCUUCGUUCCUCCCUACUAUGAUUAUCCCUGCAGCAAUAGGAAACUUUUUGUAUUUGGAGUUUGUAUCUAAUGACCUUAUCCUGCGGACCACUGAAUGUCCUGUUUGUGUUGAAAUUAAAGCUUGUGCAAUACAAUCUGGCAUUGGUGUAAUUUAUCCUAUUUGUAUAUCAUCGAUAGCAAACUUUAUGAUUGCAUCUCUUUGUGGAUCUUACAGACUUCCACAUAUUACCGAUGUGAAACCGUUAUUCAGCACAUGGAUAACACUGUCUAAAUCACUCGGAAAAAGGAUACCAACUCUAUUCAUGAUUCAAUGCAUAGUUGCGUCUGUUAUAACAUAUUCUCAAGCAGCAGCUUUAAAUCAUAUACAAACAACAUUAUUGCUGGAUUGGGAAAAGGUGAACCAAGAACAGGAAUUGGAAGCAUGAAUCUGUGUAGCAAGAGAGGUACCACGUUUAGUAAUAGAUGUCUUAGUUUCAGACGUAUUGUUUACAUUCUAAUAAAAAUUAUACCUUAUAA